GAGUCUAACAGUAUGGCGCGCCGGGGAGCUCUGUGCACGCGCGGCGGGGCGACAGGUCUGUGUGUAUUUUUGAGGAGGGAGAAAGGAAACAUAGGAGAGAGGGAAUGAUGGCGGUGGUGGAAUGAUAAGAGUUUGAAAUCCUGGAAAUUAAAAUGACAAAGAUUAACCCUAAUUCACCAAGACGCAAGAACUAAAAAUCAAGAUGACCACGAUCUGGCCGUUCUGAAGAAAAGACGUCAGGACAGGAUUUCUACACUGCGUUCCAGAAAAUUCAUGGCUAUUUGUUCGUGUAAACAUGCUACUGUCCAGUUGAAACAGUAACGAACAAGCAGCAGUGAAACUUUCCCCACCCAUUCUUCCUGUACGUGGGUGUUUUAUACUUAAUGCUAUCAUCUUUUUAAAUUGAUUGCUUCAAAAUGAUAAAAACCGAGAGCAAAGGCGACCGGACUCUAAGGAGUGCUUCUCCCCACAGAAAUGCAUACAAAUCGGAUUUCCACGCGAUUAAAUGCUCCUUUGAUGGGGCUAAACCCAGUGAUAGUGCUUCGCAAAAGUCUUAUGCUAAUGGCUCAAGUGAUGACAGAGAAGACACAAGGGGAAGGCCUUUUGGUACUCGUAUAAAUAAAAUUAAGAACAUAUUCCUUCAGAUGGAUGGUCAGCAAAAUGAAAAUACAGAGGUUAAAAUAAUGGGAAGGAAUGAAAUACCUGCAGUGUCUCCGCCAAAGGCACCAUUAGCCUCCAGUGUGCCGAAAACUAGCCCAGAAUCACCAAUUUCUGACAAGGCAUCCAAGAGUGAAGAUGGAGAUUUCGAUCAAGUAACGCUUUCUGGAAAGUUUUCGGAAACCAGAAAACUCUUUGAAAGAGGCAUCAAGGAUCAAACUCCAAUUGAAAAACACUCUCCUACUAAAACCAAAGCCAGGGUCUCACUGGGAAGCGUGUCUGAUGAUGGCAAAAGUCCCAGGCAUUCAUCAGGCUCAUCAGAGAAUACUGUGAGCAGCUUAAAGGCAGAUCUGAGCCCAGCCUCUUUGACUAAAGGAUGGCAAAGUGAGAGGAGUGACAGCGAGGGAGGCAAACAUCAUGUAUCCAGGUUGUCAUCACUGAAUGCUGGCCCCAUUUCAAGAAGGCUGGAAAACUUCAUGGUGGAUAGUGACAAUGAAGAACCUAACAGACUGUCCUGCAAAGAGAAGCCUGAAACAGAAAGCCAGCAAACCGUACACAGACCCUCAGCUCUUGCUAAGCCAACCUCUCCUAUUGGGCACGCCAUUAUUAAACCUAACAUUGGUAACACUUCUGUGUCCAGCCCUCCCUUUAGAGAUCAAAAGCAAACGCCAUCCUCAUUGGUCAGCAACAGCUUUAACUUCCAAAGAGAAGAGUCAUCUAAAGCAGGGAAGACUGAUGGGGAUGUGCUCAUCAAUACAGGCUCUGCCAAGCUGCCUGAACAGGAUGCACCCUUGGAUCGCACAGCAGUGGGCAUGGUCAGGGCAGAGCUGCCUGAAAAGGAUGCACCCUUGGAUCGCACAGCAGUGGGCAUGGUCAGGGCAGAGCUGGUUGUAGUCCAGAACGAGUCUUCGGAAAGUGAUGAAAACGACUACGAAAACGAUGUUUUUGAGGAGCUGAAAGCUGAAUCGCCAAAACCAGAUUUGAGGGGACAUCCUGUGAACUCCUUGUUAGAGGAGGAGAAACAGGAUUUCCCAGUGGAUGGAAAAGAAGUUGAGAAUACAGUAGAAAAAGUAGUAAGCAGUCACGGUAUUGCUCGGGAAGUACAGAAAUCAGACAGCAAGGUUGCUGAAGAUUACCCCGAGGAAGACGAUGGGGAGGAAGAAGGAGAGUGUGAAAUCGAGGAACAGGUUGAGAGCAACAGUGUCAAGUUAUCCCCAAACAUAUAUGGCAUAGAGAAUGCAGCUUUUGUAGAUGAUAAGGAUACAGAAUCGGAGCACCAGGAAACAGAACCAAAGGCUGAGGAGGAGGCCUAUGAAGAGGAAUACCAGUCUGGUGCAGACUUGAAUGAGAUUCCUGGUCUUUCUGAUGAAGACGACCCAUUACCACGAAGGAAGAUUACGUUUUCGACAUCACCAAUACAGGUUUUCAGCACAUACUCCAAUGAGGACUAUGAUAGGCGCAAUGAUGACGUUGACCCUGUUUCUGCAUCUGCAGAGUACGAACUGGAGAAGAGGGUGGAAAAAAUGGAUGUGUUCCCUGUUGAAAUUGAAAAGGGAGACAACGGUCUGGGAAUCAGCAUUAUAGGAAUGGGUGUGGGUGCAGACCAGGGUCUAGAAAAGCUUGGUAUAUUUGUGAAGACUAUCACUGAGGGUGGAGCUGCUGCAAGAGAUGGCCGGAUCAGCAUUAAUGAUCAGAUUGUGGAAGUGGAUGGCACCAGCUUAGUGGGAGUUACCCAGUUCUUUGCAGCAACAGUUCUGAAGAACACCAAGGGGACAGUCAGCUUCCUCAUUGGUCGAGAGAAGCCUGGAACACACAGUGAGGUGGCUCGUCUCAUCAGUGAGACAUUGGAACAAGAGAAGUGCCAGCAGGAGGAAUUGGAAGAGCAAUAUGAUCAGUCAACAGAAGAGGAUGAGCAUGAUGAAGAUGAGGAUGAGGUAUUGGGAUCAAGCUUUUGGGAAAAGUCUGACGUUUCUGAACUACCUGAAAAUGAAAAUAUGUUUUUACCAUCGGAUAUGGACUCUGCACAGCUGACUUACAAAUUUAAAGAGCUAGAACUAAAGCAUGCUGUAACAAUAGCUGAAAUCACCCAGUUGAAAGAAAAGUUAAUGGCUAAAGAAGCAGAGAAAGCGGAGUGGGAAACUAUGCAGACUCAGCUACAGAAAGACACUGAAGAAAAUAAGGAAAAAAUGAAAAAGCUAGAGACUUACUGGCUAGAAGCACAAACCCUUUGCAAAACAGCGAAUGAGCAUCUUAAGGAAACACAGUCUCAGUAUGAUGCACUGGACAAGAGAUACAACAAGGCCAAGAAACUUCUCAAGGACUACCAACAGAAGGAAAUAGAUUUUGUUAAAAAGGAAGAGGAUCAAAAAAGAGCUCUUGAUGAGAAAGACAGAGUGCAUCAGGAGCAGCUCCAGAAAUUGCAGGACAAGAUAGCAGAGCUGGAAGCCCAGGCACUCUCCAGGGGACAGAAAGCACUUGUACGCAGUAAAGCUGAUCUGAUGGAGGAGAACCCCAGGCUGGGAAGUACAGGACAGCUGGAGGGUGUAUGGGGUGUGGAGGAAGAGACUAAAGGAACAGUCAAGAAAGCACAAUCUCAUGACACUUUACUUUCUGAUUUGGAUGACCUGGUCCCAGAAACGGUCAGGUUAGAUACCAGUGCUAACAAGGCAAAGGCACAGCUUUCUCUAAAAGCAAAAAGGCAACCGCCAUCUCGAAACAAACUAAGAGAAACUCUUGGCACUGGGGAUCAAAACGGAAAGGAGAAUAACGAGAGUGCAGUUACACAGUCUGAAGCUCUGUGUAUACAAAAUGAAAUGGCUUCCACAAAGGCCAUUCAAGAAACACUUUCACUGUCUUUAACCAGAUCAUAUUCUGGAGACAGACAAAAGACUGAAAAACCUGAAGAUGCAGAUAAUACUCAAAGUAGACCAGAGCCAAGAUGGACAGCUCCUCCCCAGGCUUCUCCGCUCUACAGAACUAACAAUGAAGACAGUGUGAGCUCAAGCCAGUCUCCUUCCAAAGAGACUUCCAGUCCCAACUCUCCCACAGGAUUCCUCCAGAACGUCAAGAAGAGAGAGUCCAAAGGCAAAGGCAAAGAAGCCAAAGAUGAGAAGGUAUCGGAAGCAAAUGACAGCACAUCUUUAGGAAAACCGAAAAGAAGAUUUCCUGAUUUUGGUGGCCUUCGGAAAUCGGGUGGCAAAGGGAAGAAAGACAAAGAGAGUCUGAGAAGCUCAAUGGGCAGCAGGGGCUCUGGGGAUCUACUAGAAGAUUCUGGUGGUAACAUGUCUCCAGCUGAAUCCAUGUCAUCCAUCCCUACCUGCAUGCCUUUCUCCUGGUUUGGGGACAGUCACAAGGAACCUGCUUCAUCAAGUACAAGCCUCCAUUACACUUCGACUGAGACCGCACUAGAGCACGGCCAGGAGAAAAGCAAAAAUAAGACCUUGGAUGAUGACUCCCCCGUAACAGGAAAACAAAACCAAUGGCUUAACAGACCACUUUCUGAGUGGACAACUCAACAAGUCUGUCACUGGCUGAUGGGGAUGAACAUGGAUCAGUACACUACUGAAUUCACUGCCAAAUAUAUUGAUGGACAACAGCUGAUGCAGUUGGACAGUGACAAACUGAAGGCUCUGGGUGUAUCCAGUCAAACUGAUAGAGCAACAAUUAAAAAGAAGCUCAAGGAUAUGAAAAAAAACCAGGAGAGGCUAGAAAAGCAGAGAGAGAAGGAAGCACGACGAAGUGGGAAACCCCUACAUGUAGAAUCAAACUGCUAAAAACAGGAUGGUUUUAUUUUAUGCCAUAACUACAUUUUUCAAGAACUAUACUUAUAUAUAUAUUUGUGUGUGUAUAUAUGUACAGAUAAUCUAAGUGUGGUACAGGUGAAACUGCUAAAGCACAUUUUUGGUUAUUAUUUUCUUGGCGUAUAUAGUAAUCCAUCUUUGUCCUGAUAGGAAGGUACUUUAAAUGUUGUUUUCUUUGCCAUCCCAUCAAGGAGAUCAUUCUUCACUCCUACCUGUAGGUUUCUCUUAUGAGUCUGUGUUGCAAAGCAACCAUGUGAGAAUCUGUGUGGAAAUGGAGUUGGAGUCUCUGAGGCUAAGAGCUUUUAAACACAUUCAGUAUAGCAAUUAUCCCAAAUAGACGGUGUACUUGUAUAAAUAUGAGCUCGAAUUGCAUAUUUGUAUCAAGAAAGUUUGAUGUUGAAGGGAAACUUUAAGAAUGUAGUUGUGCACAUCUCUAAACCAAUAUUGUGUAACAUAUCAAUAGAACAUUCUAAUCAGAACUGUCAGAUACAAGUUAUGUUUCAAAGCACUGGGCAUGUGCUUUUUAUCAAAUAUUUUAGAAUGAGGUGUUUUGCAAGUAUAGUUGUGUACAGAUUUUUUUCUUACAGGAGUUUGUACAGUUUAGGAGAUAAACACUGUCUUUUAAGCUACAAUGGGGCGACACGGUUUUAAAUGUAUAAAUAAAAGAUUUCUAAAGAUUUUA
Messenger RNA from Acipenser ruthenus (sterlet), 5139 nucleotides. Its product is annotated as neurabin-1-like. Gene Ontology annotation, biological process: calcium-mediated signaling; actin filament organization; neuron projection development. Lineage: Eukaryota; Metazoa; Chordata; Actinopteri; Acipenseriformes; Acipenseridae. The coding region runs from base 417 to 4430 and encodes 1337 amino acids. Gene Ontology annotation, molecular function: actin filament binding. The record is from RefSeq and is a predicted model, not a curated record. Gene Ontology annotation, cellular component: dendrite; postsynaptic density; actin cytoskeleton. The transcript is spliced from 18 exons.